Molecule: messenger RNA, 555 nt
Organism: Oppiella nova
Lineage: Eukaryota; Metazoa; Arthropoda; Arachnida; Sarcoptiformes; Oppiidae
Source: the annotation of a GenBank genome assembly
AUGGUGUCUGCCGUGAAAUGGGGUAAUUCUGGACCCAUUGUGGUAUCGGCAGUGGGACGGGUGGCACAAAUAGGGGAACUCUAUGAUUCACGUGAAGACAAAUUCCUGGCUAUAUCUUUAUUCAAUAAAAAACAACCGAGUAGUUCGAUCAUAUCCACCGACAAUGGUGAAAGUAAAAUGAAAGUGGCCAUGCUCAACACCUACAAGGAAAAAUUUAACACCCUGGAUAUUACGGCGGAAAUAAAGUUAAGCAUGUUAACUGGAUUAAUUAAAUUGGAGGGAUCAGCCAAAUUUUUUAACGAUAAAAAACAAAGCUACCGGAGCGCAAAGGCAUCGUUGAUUCACUCUAUGACAACUUGUUACGAUCAUAUAGUUAUACACAAUACCGAAUUAAAGCCCAUGAUAGACCUGGAUGUGCUUGAGCAAAUAGAUGCCACGCAUGUAGUGGUGGGCAUACAGUGGGGCGGAAAUGUGUUUAUAUCGAUCGAGGAUACUAAUUCAGAUGAACAAGAUAAUACAAAAGUAGAAGGAAAUUUAAGAGCUGAAGGUAAAUAG